Messenger RNA from Cololabis saira (Pacific saury), 1685 nucleotides. It is a transcript of the gene necap2, whose product is annotated as NECAP endocytosis associated 2. The transcript has 8 exons. Gene Ontology annotation, biological process: endocytosis. The coding region runs from base 77 to 844 and encodes 255 amino acids. Gene Ontology annotation, cellular component: clathrin vesicle coat; membrane. The record is from RefSeq and is a predicted model, not a curated record. Lineage: Eukaryota; Metazoa; Chordata; Actinopteri; Beloniformes; Belonidae.
UAGCCGUUAGCCGAGCAGCAGCAGCGGCGUCCAUGGAAAGUCGGAAGUUGUUUUUAUAUUAUUGAAACUUAACAAAAUGGCAGAGGACAACAGCUAUGAGUCCAUGCUUUGUGUAAAGCCAGAAGUUCACGUUUACCGGAUUCCCCCGCGGGCUUCAAACCGCGGAUACCGUGCUGCUGAUUGGAAGCUUGAUGAACCUGCAUGGAGUGGAAGAAUGAAAAUUACAGCUAAGGGGAAGUUAGCCUUCAUCAAGUUGGAGGACAAAAACACAGGAGAACUGUUUGCACAAGCUCCAGUUGAACAAUAUCCAGGCUGUGUUGUUGAAGCAGUCACAGAUUCCAGCAGGUAUUUUGUCAUCCGGAUAGAAGAUGGCAACGGACGUCAUGCUUUCAUCGGUCUGGGUUUCGCUGAUCGUGGAGACUCAUUUGACUUCAAUGUUGCCUUACAAGAUCAUUUUAAGUGGGUCAAGCAAGAGGGUGAACUUGCAAAGAUGGAAGCCUCACAAAUCGCAGCACCUAAACUGGACUUGAGCUUCAAAGAAGGCCAGACAAUCAAGAUCAGCAUCGGGAAUAUUAAGAAGAAGGAUGCAGUUGGUGGUAAAGCACGUCCCAUGGGCGGUGGCCUGCUGCCUCCUCCCCCAGGAGUAAAGGUGGGAAGUGUCCUGCCACCUCCUGCUGGACAGCCUACAGUCUCAGCCCAGCCUUCUACCCCAGCUCCACUUUUAGACUUUGGUGCUCCCGCCUCUGCAGCCCAGCCCACCUCUGACGUGUGGGGGGAUUUCACAUCUGCAGGAUCAAACUCCGACAAUGAUGCUGUCAAAUCAGGAUGGGUGCAGUUUAGUUGAGUUGGGGAGAGAAAACAAAAGAAAAGAAACCUGCACAUACUCAGGUUUUAUACAUUCCAGGACAGCAUGACUGUGAGGAAGAAACAAAAAGCAUGAACUUUUGGUAGAUUUCAAUACUUACUCUGUUCAUAUAAAGGAUAGCCCGCUGACCAAGACAUUCUGAGGAACAAACAUUAAUGCACGUGUUAUUUCCAAUCCUUUUUCACUCUGCUAUGCAGUGGGGUAGCGUUUAGUUGUCACUCUGCUCCUAAAAGCAAGUGUCUAAUUGAAAGGAAAAUCACUCAUCACACUAACAAGGUAAAAUAUUUCUUCACUGCCCUAAUUUAUACGUUCCUCAUUUUCCUCAUUUCUAGUCAUUUGUAUUGUUGGUCUGCCCAGAGUCAGAUUUCACCAUCUGUGUCUUCAUGACUUCAUGCAUACAUGUUCCUGCUGCUGUCCGAGAAUGAUCUCAUUACACCAGCAUCACUCAUCUCAACGUUUCUUUGCCUUUUAGGGAAAUUAGUUUUGACUGUUUUUUUUUGUUUUUCUUUCUUUGUAAUUGUUACUAUUUUUCUGUUUUGUAUUUUAGUAGCUCUUUCUUAAUUUUAUUCAAAUAUGAUCAUUAAUUUCCUUUUUUGAUGUGGGGAAAAAAGUCAUGCCCCUGUUUUCAACAUGAUUUUUUUUUAAUGUUUAUGCUGUGGAAAGCCCCUGUAUGUCAGUACUUUUCAGAAUGUGCCUUUUAUCCAACCAAAUGUCCCCUCUCUCCCGUAUGCUGAUUAAGUGCCUUCCUGAAGAAUACUUAAAAUGUAUAAAAUCUAAACCUAUGUCUUUAUGUAAAUAAACUAUAUUUCUUUGUCCUGUU